This is a messenger RNA of Clunio marinus, 228 nucleotides long. The record is from the annotation of a GenBank genome assembly. Lineage: Eukaryota; Metazoa; Arthropoda; Insecta; Diptera; Chironomidae.
AUGACAACACUAUUCAAUCUCUAUGAAAUUGGUUCUGUGCUGACAAUUAUUUCACAUCCACUGGGAACGGCAGAAAAUUCUCUAUGUGCUUGUCAUUGGAUUUUGAAAGGCAAAGUUUUAAGGAUAAUGAUCAUCGAAAUUUUGCAAUUUCAUCCUGAAGCUUUUGUCUCUUUAAAAACUUUACUGAGGAUAAGCGAUUUUACUUUUACUCCUAAACAAGCUUUUUAA